Messenger RNA from Condylostylus longicornis, 6437 nucleotides. It is a transcript of the gene Abl, whose product is annotated as tyrosine-protein kinase Abl. Gene Ontology annotation, molecular function: ATP binding; protein binding; non-membrane spanning protein tyrosine kinase activity. The transcript has 9 exons. The record is from RefSeq and is a predicted model, not a curated record. Gene Ontology annotation, biological process: protein phosphorylation. Bases 1030 to 5943 code for a protein of 1637 amino acids. Lineage: Eukaryota; Metazoa; Arthropoda; Insecta; Diptera; Dolichopodidae.
UUCGAUGGAGGAGGUUGCGUAUUUUAGUUUUCGUUGCAUAAAAAAAUGAAUAACUUAUAAAUAAAUAGUGAAAAAAUAUAAAAAUAUGUUUAAAAUACAUAAUUAAUAAAAAAUAUAUUUACUAAAUUAAUAAUUCAAUAAAAAAAAGCGUAAAAUAAAUGGUUUUUUAUUUUUUUUUUAAAUUUAAUAAAGCCUCCAACAUCGUUUUGGUCGUCGCGGACCAACCCGUCUCGGUUUAUCGAUGUGUGUAAAGAAGUCAAGAAGGGAUAAAAAAAAGUUUUUUUUGUAGUGAUUUUUUCAUGUUUUCCCUUCACUUUCGUGUAAAAAAAUAUUAAAAUCAAUAAAAAAUUAAAUGAAAUUUAUGAAAAGAAUUUUAAAAAUGGUAAUUUAAUAUAACAAAUAACCUUAAAUUAAUAAUAUUCUGUAAUAAAGAAAUAUUUUUAUUAUAAAAAAAUAAGAAUAAAAGAAAAAAAGGAAUACAAUAUAAAAAUCUACAACUCCAAUCUAGGGGGUAAAAAAUUUACAUCCAUUUUGUGUAUGAAAAGUUUAAAAAUAUUUGAUAUAGGAAAAAUGUUUGAUUAAAAAUGUUUUUUCUUUUUUUUUUUAUAUUUCUGAAGUGAAAAUUUCUUAUGUGCAUUUUAAUAAAAUUAAAAUGGAAUAACAUAUUUAAAAAAAAAAUAAUACAAAAAUUUAUUAAAAUAAAUAAGUAAAAGAAAAAUAAAAAAAAUUAAUUUAAAAAAAAAUAAAAAUUUAAAUUCAUUUUCUAUAUAAGGUCUUCUGUGUUUUCUGGCUAAAAAAAAAUUUCAUUCUCAUAUAAUAAGUACAUACAUAAAUUAUCCAUACGUACAUAUAUACAUAUAUAUAUGUAUAUAUAAUUUUUUCUUUUGAUUUUUUUGUACUUUUAUUGUCUGGUUUUUUUUUAAUGCCACUUGACAUCUCCACCCGUUGAAAUUUCGCUAAAGAAAAUAAGCAUCCUUAUAAGGAAAUAUAUAAAAAUAUAAUAAAAGAAAAGAAAAAGCGAAAAAAAAAAUGGGUGCACAACAAGCAAAGGAUCGUUCAUCGUCUAGCAGUAAUCAAAAUACAACCACAUCAUGUAUUGGAUUAACCGGUGUUAGUAGUAGUAGUGGCGGUGGUAGUGGAGGUAGUGGAAGUGGUGGAAAUAGUAGUAGUUUGGUAUGUAAUGCAUUAGGAGCUGGUUCAACUUUACGUGCUAGUCGUAUUAAAUCUCGUGUACCAAAGGAUACUCGUGUUGCAGGAUCAAAUAUAUUUACAGAGCAUAGUGCCAAAAAUUUUAUCGUUUAUCAACGGGGACAACAGUUUGGAGAUUCCCCUAUCAGAAAUUCACCAGUUUCCCCAAAGGCUUUAUUACAAUCAAGACCUCUACCACAUAUACCACCUGGUGGAACCGCGGCAACAUUAAUAGAUGGUGAAAUAAUUGUACAGCCAGAUGGUUCAACAAUUUUAGUAGCACAUUCUGGUCUAAGUCAAAGUCAAACACAUGGAGGUGGUGGUGGUGGUGCUGGGCCACCUAGCUCAAAUACAUCCGGUUUUGAAUCAGCUCAUAGAUGGACAUCAAAAGAAAAUCUUUUACAGCCUGGACCAGAAGAAGAUGAUCCACAACUUUUCGUAGCAUUAUAUGAUUUUCAAGCCGGUGGUGAAAAUCAAUUAAGUUUAAAAAAAGGUGAACAAGUUAGAAUUUUAUCAUAUAAUAAGUCUGGUGAAUGGUGUGAAGCACAUUCAGAUACUGGAAAUGUUGGUUGGGUACCAUCGAAUUAUGUAACGCCAUUGAAUUCAUUAGAAAAACAUUCGUGGUAUCAUGGACCAAUAUCACGUAAUGCAGCUGAAUAUUUAUUAAGUUCAGGUAUUAAUGGUAGCUUUUUGGUAAGAGAAAGUGAAAGUUCACCAGGACAACGUAGUAUUAGUUUAAGAUAUGAAGGACGUGUUUAUCAUUAUCGAAUAUCAGAAGAUUCUGAUGGUAAAGUUUAUGUUACAGCUGAAGCUAAAUUUAAUACUCUUGCUGAAUUAGUACAUCAUCAUAGUGUUCAACAUGAAGGUCAUGGUUUAAUAACACCAUUAUUGUAUCCGGCACCUAAACAAAAUAAACCUACAGUAUUCCCAUUGAGUCCCGAACCGGAUGAAUGGGAAAUUUGUCGAACUGAUAUUGUUAUGAAACAUAAAUUAGGUGGUGGUCAAUAUGGUGAGGUGUACGAGGCCAUAUGGAAAAGGUAUGGAAAUACUGUGGCUGUGAAAACUCUCAAAGAAGAUACAAUGGCAUUAAAAGAUUUUCUAGAGGAAGCUGCUAUUAUGAAAGAAAUGAAACAUCCAAAUUUAGUUCAGCUUAUAGGUGUUUGUACAAGAGAACCACCAUUUUAUAUAAUUACUGAAUUUAUGAGCCAUGGAAAUUUAUUAGAUUUUUUACGUUCCGCUGGCCGUGAAACAUUGGAUGCUGUAGCCUUGCUUUAUAUGGCAACACAAAUAGCCUCUGGCAUGAGUUAUUUGGAAUCUCGUAAUUAUAUACAUAGAGAUUUGGCGGCUAGGAAUUGUUUAGUUGGUGAUAAUAAAUUAGUAAAAGUAGCAGAUUUUGGUUUAGCACGUUUAAUGCGCGAUGAUACAUAUACAGCACAUGCUGGCGCUAAAUUUCCAAUAAAAUGGACAGCACCCGAAGGUUUAGCCUACAAUAAAUUUAGUACGAAAUCUGAUGUAUGGGCAUUCGGUGUUUUAUUGUGGGAAAUUGCAACGUAUGGUAUGUCACCAUAUCCCGGAAUUGAUUUAUCCGAUGUUUUUCAUAAAUUGGAAAAAGGUUACCGUAUGGAAAGACCACCAGGUUGCCCACCAGAGGUAUAUGAUUUAAUGCGUCAGUGUUGGCAUUGGAAUGCACAAGAUAGACCAACAUUUAAGAGUAUUCAUCACGCUCUUGAGCAUAUGUUUCAGGAAUCUUCAAUUACUGAAGCUGUGGAAAAACAAUUAAACGCCAGUCAAUCAUUAACACCACAAAUGGGUAAGAAACCACAAGUGACAUCUCAACAUAGUCAUCAACAUGAUUCUCAAGGGAAUACGCCAUUAUCUGAAACGGGAUCAACUUCAACCAAAUUAAGUACAUUUACAAGUCAAGGAAAAGGUAAUGUUCAAAUGAGAAGAGUUAAUAAGCAAGGAAAACAAGCGCCAGCACCACCAAAGAGAACGAGCUUACUUUCAACGAGUCGUGAUUCAACAUAUCGUGAUGAUGAAACCAAAAAUAUAGAAGAAUCAAAUAAUCAAAAUGGUACAAUUAAAAAAUCAUCAUCUUGCAGUAGUUUUAUAAUCGAUAUUCUAUUUCGAGGUUUAACACGCGACAUUACAAAUUUUGCAAACCGUGGCGGCGGUGAGUCCGAAAAUGAUACGAAUGAAAUGACACCAGAUACAGACAAUGAAAGCUUAGAUCAAAAUAAAUUACAUUCAUUAGGAGGAGGACAUCACCAACAAAUUCAUCAGAUGCAGCAGCAACAACCGUCGCCACAGCAAAUUCAACAGCAGCAGCAACAUAAUAAAGUUCAACAUAGUUCUUUUAAAAGACCUACUCCAGUAAUGGGUAACCGUGGUUUGGAGAGCCGAAGUAGCAAAAGAUCUCAAGCACAUAAACAAAAUAAUGAAUUACCACCGCAUCCAAAUUCUAAUUGUAUUACUAAUAGCGGUAUGAAUAUUAAUGGUACUGGAAUGAUAACACCACCUUCAGGAUCAAAUCAAGUUACUGUUGGUGCAUUAGAAGUAAUGAAUGUAAAACGAGCAAUUAAUCGUUAUGGAACAUUACCGAAAGUUGCUCGAAUUGGAGCUUAUUUAGAAAGUUUAGAACAACAAGAUUCCACGUCACAAGUUCAUAAUAAUCAACAAAAUUUAUUACAACAUCAGGACAUGCCACCACCUCCACCUCCUAAUCAUCAAAUUAACGGUUGUGCUCUUAAUAGUACUGUUGUUAAUCUACAACGAAAUCCUAGCAAUACUAGUAAUUUAUCUUAUAAAUCCCAGCCACAAAUGAUUCGCAGUAACUCUUCAUCAGGCGUUACGAUGGCAAAUAAUGCAUCGGCUAGCUUAAACAAGCUUCAACGUCAUCGUACUGCAGCUGAUGGAUCAAUGAUGACAUUUUCAAGUUUUAGAGGAGCUCCUAGUGGAAGUAGCCCAAAAAGAACUGUACAACCUACAUUAGCCGAUUUGGAAUUUCCGCCGCCGCCUUUAGACUUACCACCACCACCAGAAGAAUUUGAUGUUCCAAGACCUGAAGCUCCACCGCCUAUCAUAGCUCCUAUACCUAUUCCACCACCACCAUUAAUGAUUAGCAAUAAUACAUCUCAGGUCAUUCCGCCAGUAAUGUCGACUGCACCUGCAGCAAUAAAUAAUAACGAUGUUUCGAAUACUGCACCAAGCGUAGAAGAAGCUAGCUCACGGUUUGGCGUGAGCUUAAGAAAACGUGAGCCAUCGACUGAUUCUUGUAGUUCAUUAGGUAGUCCAGCUGAAUCAAAAGAAAUAAAUGUAAAAGAAAAACUUGAAAUGAAGUUAUUAGCCGAAAUAAAAGAGCGAACAGGAGAAAACUUGAGAAGAGACUGCAAACAUGAAACAAAUAAAGAAAAUGGUAACCCAACUAGUGAUCCAGUUUCAAAAUUAGUCACAGAAUUAGCAGAACAAAUGAAUUUGCCAAAUGGAAAAGAUAAAGUAUUACAAAAUGGCAAAAAAAUUGGUGGGUCAUUAUCAAAACCUUUGAAUAAUGUCGUAGAUAACAAUCAAAGCACAAAUCAAUUUAAAGCUCAGUUAAAAAAAGUUGAACCAAAGAAAAUAGCUUCAAAUAAAAUGAGCCAAUCAAAUGAAUCUAUUCUUAAUAACGGAACUCCAACUGGUGGAAUUAUAGAUUUUAAAUCUCGUCUACGUAAAGUUGAUAACAAUAAUGAAAAAGAGCAUGAUACAAUAAGUUUAAGUCAAGAUACAGAAAAUAAAUUGAAUAAUCACGAUUUGACAAACAAUUUUGACAAAAGAUCAAAAAUAUCAAACAAUCUUAUUAUCGGUGGAGGAGAGUAUAAAAAGACUGAAAUAAAAAUUGAUUUAAUACCUGCUCAAACAAAUAACGAAGAUAAAAUAAAACGUGACCAUACAAUAGAUACAAAUAGUUUAACUAAAAAUAAUUAUAAUUCAAGUGGUAGUGGUGGCGCAAAUACUUCUGGCAGUGGUGGAGAUUCGGCCGAAGAAGAUAAUACAAAACGUCGCAGUACUGGCAGUAUUAGUAGUUUAAAGAAACUAUGGGAAGCAAAAGAAUCUUCUGGUAGUAAUGGUCAAACUGAUACAUCAUCAAAUAAUCAACAACAGCUUAGUCCAAAAAUGAAUACCAAACAAAAAUUUUCUAGUAACUCCGAUGAAAAUAUUGAAUCUUCAUCAAUUAUGUCUCAGUCAGCUAAUUUAGAAGAAAAUAAUUCGCAAAUAACAAAUAAAUUACAAAAUAAACCAGCAGUACCAUUAAAACCAACAAAAUUCUCAUCAAUAUAUGCAACACCAAUCGGACAAAAAAUUAAUAUAAAUGAAACAAAUUCAAAUACAACACCGAAUCAACAACAGCAACAACAGCAAAUACAACAACAGCAGCAACAAUCAAAUAAUACAAUACAAAUAAAUCGUGAAGGUAUAUUAGAAUUAGUUGGAUUAUUAGAAGGUAGUCUUAAAAUACCAGUUAAUUCAAUAUCAGCAUCACAAUGGCUUCAAUUAAGUGAUAAAUUAAAUAUUUUACAAAAUUCAUGUGUUGCAUUUGCUGACAAUGAAUCAAUGCCAUUACAUUCAAAAUUUCAAUUUCGUGAAUUAGUAACACGAGUUGAAACUCAAUCACGUUGUUUACGUUCAGCUGGUAGCAAAAAUGUUCAAGACAAUGAAAAAUUGGUUAUUGAAGUUGGUCAAUCGCUUAAACAAAUUUCAAAUGCUUUGCAUAGAUAAAUUAUUACAAAACAAAAAAAAAAAGACAAAAAAAAAUAUUUCAUUUUAAUUAUUAUAAUAUUGAAAACUAUUUAAAAAUAUUUUAACAAAAAAAAAAAAAAAUGUAUCAUAAAAUAUUCAAGCGUUGGUAAAAUUAUUAAAAAAAUUAUUUUUUUUUUUUACAAAAAUUUAAAAACAUCAUGUUCCUAAUUUUAUUUUCUUUUUCGUCAUUUUUAAGGAAAGAAAAUUUCAUUUUAAGUAAUUUUUAAAUUAAAAUUAACUAGUUUAGUAUUGGUAUUAUAUAAAUUACUUAUUAUAUUAAAUUUUUUAAUCAAAAUUUAUAUUUUGAGUACAAUUUUCGACAAAAACAAAAAAAAAAAAUUGAAUAAAACAAUCAAUGCAAGUUUAACUAAUUCGAAUCAACUUCAGACAGUAAUUUAAUUAAUUAUUUAAGUAAUAAAAUUUUCCAAAAUUUGAUAGUCAAUAACUUACUAAAAUAUUAUGUAUUACAUUUU